Molecule: messenger RNA, 645 nt
Organism: Naegleria gruberi
Lineage: Eukaryota; Heterolobosea; Eutetramitea; Acrasida; Naegleriidae
Exons: 2
Coding region: 1-645 (214 amino acids)
Source: RefSeq, a predicted model, not a curated record
AUGCCUCACGAUCCUACUCGUCUUCAACAUUUAAUCAAAAACUAUUACAAGUCAGACUUGGAAAAGAUUCACAAGAAUUAUGAAAGAAUUUGUGAUAGAUACAAUUUGGAAAAGAAGGAUUUUCUGAAUGAUGUCUCUCUGUACAAUCAUUGUGAUUUACUGAGCGUUUCCAAUAUUUAUUCAACCAUCAGGAACGAAUCAUUAAAGAUUAUUCCAGUAGACUAUGUGGAAACCUUCAAGAAGAGAAAGAGAAAUCAAAACACCACCACUUUAGGUGAAGACUCUGACGAAACAGAAGCAAAAUCUGCCAAAACAUCAUCCGACAAGACCUGUGCUCACUGUGGUGGCUCCGAAUUCAUCUUUGUUUGUAAUGGUAACAGUGAUGGCAUGUAUUUGGAGUUUCCAAAUGGUAGAACAGUCUCUGGACAAACUCCACAGCUGACAGCAUUAACAGAUGGUGAUGGAGUUUCUCUCCAUGUUUGUGUUGGAUGUGGAAUGGUUCAUGGAUUCAACUCUACCCAACUCAAGAGAGAUUUGGAAAGGUACGAAUUUGCUCUGGAAGAUAUGAACGAAGCUGAUCAAGAUGAAUUACUCUUCGAAGAGGAUGACAACAACAACAGCAAGAAUAAACUUUCACCAUGUUGA